UUCUUAACAAGUGACUUAAGAAGGACAAAUCAUUUUUAGUUAUACUUUGCUACAAAUAAUAGGAUAGUGCCUCAAGUAAACUCCAGUGUUAUUUAAAACAAAUCCAUCAAACACAGAAAGAUUUUCAUUAAUCAAUUUCUACACAUAUUUGAGAGCGCUAUGAAGCUAUUCCUUGGAUUUUUAUUAUUGGUGGUGGUACAUGCAAGGCAAGAGAGGUGCCGUGAGAAUCAGCAUUUCGACAGCUGUGGUGCUGCUUGUCCCUUGACUUGCGAUAAUCAUUUCUUCCCUGAAGAACCUUGCGAACGCAUCUGCAUACCCGGCUGCCAAUGCGACGAGGGAUUCGUUUUGACGAAAACAGGUAGUUGUGUGAGACCUGAGGAUUGUCCGGUAGUAACUGGCUCUACAGAGAAGAAUUGUAUUGAGGCACCCGAAACAGGGCAAUGUCGGGCCUUAUUUUACAAUUGGUAUUUCGAUCAAGAAACUGGUACUUGUCGUGAAUUCGUUUACGGCGGAUGUGGUGGAAAUGGCAACAGAUAUUGGUCAGAAGAAGAAUGCCAAAAAAAUUGCGGAGGAGUGAAACACUGCGAUGAAAAUGAACAUUUCGAGAGCUGUGGGACAGCAUGUCCGCUGACUUGUGACAACCACGAAGACCCUCCCGAGUUCUGCGUCCUGAUGUGUGUGCGCGGAUGUCACUGUGACGAAGGUUUCGUUAGAUCGAGACAAGGAAGGUGCGUGAGGCCCCAAGAGUGCUAAAUGAACAGAGACUUCCUGAAGCUGUUUCACUAUCAAAAAGGCAAUUGUUUAAAAACAACUUAAUGUUUUAAAAUAUGUAAAAAAUUUCCGGCAAUCUGAAAAAUAAUUUUAUCCAAAUAUUACCAGUACACUCAAGAUAAUAUUUUUGAAUAAAUGUUGGAAUUUUUUUGAA
Messenger RNA from Argiope bruennichi, 925 nucleotides. Its product is annotated as thrombin inhibitor hemalin-like. Bases 160 to 753 code for a protein of 197 amino acids. Gene Ontology annotation, molecular function: serine-type endopeptidase inhibitor activity. The transcript is spliced from 5 exons. The record is from RefSeq and is a predicted model, not a curated record. NCBI's taxonomy places the organism in Eukaryota, Metazoa, Arthropoda, Arachnida, Araneae, Araneidae.